Messenger RNA from Aegilops tauschii subsp. strangulata, 2184 nucleotides. RefSeq names its product gibberellin 2-beta-dioxygenase 6-like. NCBI's taxonomy places the organism in Eukaryota, Viridiplantae, Streptophyta, Magnoliopsida, Poales, Poaceae. The record is from RefSeq and is a predicted model, not a curated record.
CUUUUUUUUAACACUUAUCAAAUGUGAGUGUUAAGUGACCUAUUGCCCUAUUAAUUACCUACCAUGGAUCAGAAUUAAUGGACGGCCCCUCAUAGUUGGGACCAUCUUAAAAUUCACCAUUUAUACUUUUUUACUUGAGCUGGAUUUUCGCCAUAUAUAGGCCUCCCCUCUCGCUCUCUCAAUAGCACUGCGGUGUACGUGUCUGACUCUGAGCUACUAGUAGUAUCUACCUCUCCGUCGAGGCGUCGACCAUGGCGGCCUUCCACGAGAACGGCACCACCGACCCGCCUCUGGCAGACAGCUAUCGCACGCUGCUCCGCAGAGACGAGCUCCGCGGCGGGCUGGCGCGGGAGAGCCUGGCCGUGCUGGAGCACGACCUGCCAAUGAUCGACUUGAAGCGCCUGAUGAGCCGCGACGUGAGGGAGAGGAACGUGUGUGCGGACGCCAUGGCGAGCGCGGCGUCGGAGUGGGGCUUCUUCCAGGUGACCAACCACGGCGUGAGCCGGGAGCUCCUGGAGGAGAUGAGGCGGGAGCAGACGCGGCUAUUUCACCAGCCGUUCGAUAUCAAGGAGAAGCCCAGACUCCUCAACGGCUCGUACCGGUGGGGCAACCCGAUGGCGACGUCGCUCCGCCAGCUCUCCUGGUCGGAGGCCUUCCACGUUCCGCUCGCUAGCAUCUCGGAGGAAGACGACUGCGAGCACGCGGAGCUCAGCUCCUUGAGGGGAGUGAUGCAGGAGGUGGCGGAUGCGAUGUCGCGGGUGGCGGACACGGUGACCGGGACGCUGGCGAAGAACCUCGGGCACGCCGGGUCGACGACGUUCCCCGCGGCCGCAGGGUGCGACGGGACGACGUGCUUCCUGCGGCUGAACAGGUACCCGGCGUGCCCGUUCGCGGCGGACACGCUCGGCAUGGUGCCGCACACGGACAGCGACUUCCUCACCGUCCUCUGCCAAGACCAGGUUGGAGGCCUUGAGCUCAUGAAGGACUCCCACUGGGUCGCCGUGAAGCCCCACGCCGACGCGCUCAUUGUCAACGUCGGUGAUUUGUUCCAGGCGUGGAGCAACAACAGGUACAAGAGCGUGGAGCACAGGGUGGUGGCCAACUCCAAGGCGGAGCGCUUCUCCGUCGCCUACUUCAUGUGCCCGUCGUGGGACUCGCUCGUCGGCACAUGCGCCGAGCCAUCGCCGUACAAGCCGUUUACCUUCGGGGAGUACAGGCGCAAGGUGCAGGAUGAUGUCACGCAAACGGGCAAGAAGAUUGGUCUCCCCAACUUUCUCAAAGGUUGUACCGUUGACAGCCUGACUGAAUGACAGCAUCGGACCCGAUCUUCUUAUCUGUGUGAGCACAGUCUCACCGUAGAAGCGUGGCUGCGUGGGUCAGCACUUUGGCAUUGGAGCAUUUUUUUUCUUUAUACUUUUUUUUUCAUCCUUUCGAUAUACUCUUUCCGUUUCAAAAUACAAUGCAGUCUUUUUGAAAGUCAAACAUGUCUAUGUCUAUGUUUUUAUAUUUAAUGUAUUUUAGAUUUGCUUGAAAAGGCAAAUGAAAAUAAGAGAAAGUAGAUGAUAGUUUGUGCGAAGGUACUUGAUAGGUUUUGAUGAUGUCUUCCCGGCAACAGCGCCAGAAAUUCUUCCUAUUACUUGUAAUCUGCAUUGGGCUUUCCUCAAAAAGGAGAUGAGAUACAGUACAACAGAGAUAAGUAUUUCUCUCAAUUAAGAACUAAGGUUAUCAAUCCAGUAGGAGAAUCAAACAAAGCCUCGUGAACAGCACCUACACACACAAAAGCAAUUACUUGCACCCAACGCAAACAAAAGGGUUGUCAAUCCCGUUGGCGGUUACUUGCAAGGUUUAAAUAUUGUACUGAUAGAUAGAUAAAUUGCAAAGAUAAAAUAAAAUAAAACAGAAAAAGUGUAGCAGCGUAUGUUUGGAUUUUUUUAUCUAUGAUAAAAAUAGACCCGAGGAACAUAGUUUUCACUAGAGGCUUCUCUCUCGAGCACAAAGCAUACCAUGAGUAAACAAUACUAUUGGGCAAUUGAUAGAAAAGUGCAUAGUUUUGACGAUAUUCAAGUCAAUGAUCAUGUAUAUAGGCAUCAUGUCCGAGACAAGUAGACUGACUCCUGCCUACAUCUACUACUAUUACUCCGCCCAUCGACCGCUCUCCAGCAUGCAUAUAGGGUAUUAAGUAUA